This is a messenger RNA of Nycticebus coucang (slow loris), 3149 nucleotides long. RefSeq names its product carbonic anhydrase 7 (gene CA7). The record is from RefSeq and is a predicted model, not a curated record. Gene Ontology annotation, biological process: regulation of intracellular pH. Lineage: Eukaryota; Metazoa; Chordata; Mammalia; Primates; Lorisidae. The transcript has 7 exons. Bases 1720 to 2508 code for a protein of 262 amino acids. Gene Ontology annotation, molecular function: zinc ion binding; carbonate dehydratase activity. Gene Ontology annotation, cellular component: cytoplasm.
CGCAUGUGUCUGGGUGUCUACAGCAAGCGGAGUGUUUGAGCACGUCUGAGGAGUGGGAGCCAGCGGCCCACACCAUCCUCCUGCUUUGACCAGGAAGAUUGCUCCUUCACCUUGCCUCAGUUUCCUUAGGAUGCAGAGAGAGAAGAGGCAGAAAGUGAGAGCCAGACGGCUUGAGUGCGGGUCUGGGGCAGGUCAGCUCCCUUUGGGGCCAUUUCUUACCAAGCAGGAGUGGGGGUGACACGGCGGGCGUGAGAGCUUCCCCAUUUCCCUGAGAUGAACAAUGAGGACCCAGAAGCAGGGAAACAGCUCAGGGCAGGUGGGGGUGGGGAGAGAGAGAGCUUUGAUGGGAGGAGCACCCCCAGUCCCAUUUUCCCUGGGAAAGGUGGUCACUUUGUGAGGGAGGGCGCUGUCCCGGACUACAGUCUGGGGAGACAGAAAGUUGCAACGGACCAGAGGGACUCAGGGAGGUGUUUGGAGUCUCUGGACCCCAGGAGCAAAUAUUUGGAAGAGAAACCCAAAUCUGGGAAUGAAAGAGCUGGAAAUAUUCAGAAAAAGAUGACAGGGACCAGCAGAGCUGGAGAAAGAGGCAGAGGAGGGGCAGGCUGACAGAACCCAUAGGUGUCUUUCUCUCAGUACCUACUCUGGUGUGCUUCCCCCAGACUCAGAGUCCUCUGACUCCAGGCGUUCUUGCUAGUCCUACCCACCAGCCCUGAGCACCCAGUACGAUGGGACUGCCCCAUGGGCCCCAAGCAGCUGCCCCUUAGACCAGAGCUUCUAGUCUAGGGACAAUGAUGAAGGGAAGGACAGAGGACAGAGGUGCCGGCAUGCGACAGUGCUCACAGGCCUUCAAAAAUAACCCAGCGGGGCUGGGCCACAACUCUGAGUCAUCCAUUGGGGACACAGCUCUGUCGGCACCUGCUGCUGUUUUCUCAGGAAAACUUAAGAAGCCAAAAAGGGGGAGAAGCACCAGCCGGCAGUAGCUCUAAAAAUAGGCUGCAUCUCAGGAUGUUCCCCAGGGAGAUGCGGAGCCUCUCGGCUGCAGAUGGAGCCUCUGGGAGGCAGGUGGUGGGUGCUCGUGGGUGUGAUGCAGGUGUGUGUGUGUAUGCGUGUGUGUGCAUGCAUGGGCAUGUGUUUUGCUGAGGUCCCUUACGUGUGCAAACUUGGGUUUCCAGUAGGGGAUAUUCACAUGUGAGGGUACAUAUGCAUGUGCUAGGUUUAGCCUGCAGGGCUAUGUGUGUGUUUGUACACAUGCGUGUUCUGGGCCCAUUGAGCCCAGGUCAUUGUGCACAUGUGUGUGCAUAUGUGCAGAUCUACAUGGACCUGUAGGCACGUGCAUGGUGAGGGAAACUGGGUGUAUUACAGGCACGUGCUGUGUUUAUACUAGUGUGUGAGUGCGUGCACAUGCUUGAGUGGCCCUGGGUUCCCUCAUUUGUGAAAUGGGAUCACUCUAGCUUCUGUUUCACAAGUUGGUUGUGAGGAGCAAAUAUGUGUCCCAGAGCUAAAGCUUGACUGAUGUGAGUUUUUGAUAUUAUUACCAUAAACACUAAUAUUAAAUUGCUCAAAGUGCUGGAAGAGGCAAGAUUCCUGAUAGAGUCAUGUCAGAGACUUCAUAUACGUAGUGGCCUCUCUGACAUAGUGCUGGGGGUCGGGGGUUGGGAGGAAUCUCACUACUCAGAACCACUCCUGAGCCUGUAAGCUGUGUUAUGUUCCUUUCCACGCAUGACCUCUCUGGGCCUCCUGUCAGCAUUGGGAGGCCCCUCGCAUUGGCACAAGCUGUAUCCUAUUGCCCAGGGAGACCGCCAAUCACCUAUCAAUAUCGUAUCCAGCCAGGCCGUGUACUCACCCAGCCUGCGGCCACUGGAGAUUUCCUAUGAGGCCUGCAUGUCACUCAGCAUCACCAACAAUGGCCACUCUGUCCAGGUAGACUUCAAUGACAGCGAUGACCGAACCGUGGUGACUGGGGGCCCUCUGGAAGGGCCUUACCGCCUCAAGCAGUUCCACUUCCACUGGGGCAAGAAGCAUGACACGGGUUCAGAGCACACAGUGGACGGCAAGUCCUUCCCCAGUGAGUUGCAUCUAGUUCAUUGGAAUGCCAAGAAAUACAGCACCUUUGGGGAGGCAGCCUCAGCCCCUGAUGGCCUGGCUGUAGUUGGCAUCUUUCUGGAGACAGGGGAUGAGCACCCCAGCAUGAACCGUCUGACAGAUGCACUCUACAUGGUUCGGUUUAAGGGCACCAAGGCCCAGUUCAGCUGCUUCAACCCCAAGUGCCUCCUGCCUGCCAGCUGGCACUACUGGACCUACCCAGGCUCCCUAACGACUCCGCCACUCAGUGAGAGUGUCACCUGGAUUGUGCUCCGGGAGCCCAUCCGUGUCUCUGAGAGGCAGAUGGAGAAGUUCCGGAGCCUGCUUUUCACCUCAGAGGAUGAUGAGAGGAUCCACAUGGUAAACAACUUCCGGCCACCACAGCCACUGAAAGGCCGCGUGGUCAAGGCCUCCUUCCAGGCCUGAGCUGCCCAGCUGGCCACUAGGGCAACAUCUUCCCAAGGGCUUCCAUGUCAGCAGACACCAAACCAUUUGAGGCUUCCUGCCUUGGGGGUGCUAUGGACCCCUCUUCAGCCAGCUUGCUCCUUGGUGACCCUGGAGGCGUUUUGAUGGGACCCUAGAGUUUGGGGCCGUCAGCUGCUCUGGGGACAGGAAGGACAGGAGUUGAGCAGGGGUCCAAGCCUGGGGCUGCCUCUGCUCUCCAAGACCCAAAGGCCCCUGGGAACCUUCUCUUGUCUUCCCUACUGGUAGUGGCAGCUACCCCAUCCUGAGCUCACACUGUGAUGGAUGCGACCGAGCUCCCUGGAGCAGGCAGCUGGCACUGCCAGAAAGACUCAAGCAAUAAUUAGAGGUGGGCAGGGCUGCCCUCUCGGCAUUACCUCUUCUGCAGGCCUCUGCCAUGCACGCACCUCACUGCCGGGCCAUUAAAAUCAGCACCCAGCCCGCUGGAGGUGACUUGGCCUUCUCCCUCCAGCCACCUGCUACCAUAGGCAGGCUCUGGCUACAGCUUAUGUAGUAUCUCUCCUUGUCCCCACCCAGCCACCAAAGCCACCUACAUAACAAUCCAUCCAUGUUUAAUUAAUAAAUUCAUGUAUCCAUGCAACAAA